This is a messenger RNA of Lathyrus oleraceus (garden pea), 2082 nucleotides long. RefSeq lists its product as uncharacterized. NCBI's taxonomy places the organism in Eukaryota, Viridiplantae, Streptophyta, Magnoliopsida, Fabales, Fabaceae. Bases 1 to 2082 code for a protein of 693 amino acids. The transcript has 3 exons. The record is from RefSeq and is a predicted model, not a curated record.
AUGGCUGAACAAGAGCAAGAGAGCGCCCGAGUUAGAGCUGAAUUAGAUGAAAUCAAAGGGGGCAUGUCCCAGAUGAGGGAAAUGGUACAAGCUUUAACCUUCAGAUUUAAGGUUUCGCAAGCGACUGUGAUUUCAGAGACCACGGGCCCAACAAUGGAAGUCCAACUUCAGAGGACGUUACCCUCAACCCUUCCUCCAUAUGGGCUACCUUACGACUUCGUCCCUCAAGCGGAAGUAGUGCACGACAUGGGGCAACCUGUCCAACAAGUUAUGCCAUUACCGGUUUACACCGACGCACGCCCAGUCAUCCAUACCGUUGCUCCACCAGCUUCCUAUGCUAGGCACAUUCCGCACUUUGAAGAUCAACAUCACAUGUAUCAGACUGUCGACUCAACCUUUGUUGGUGACGAAGAAAUCUUUGAAGAUUUUAGAGAAGUAAAGGAGAACAUGCAGCUCCUUGAGAAGAUGUUUCGAGAUUUAGAAGAAGACCACGUCUUUGGAUCUGCUGCUAAAGAAAUGUGCCUUGUAUAUGGGUUGGUGAUUCCGGCCAAAUUCAAAACUCCAGACUUCGAAAAAUAUAAGGGGCAUACUUGUCCAAAGAGCCAUCUCAUCAUGUAUUACAGAAAAAUGGCUGCACACGUGGAAGACGACAAGCUGAUGAUCCACUAUUUUCAAGAUAGCUUGAGUGGGGCUCCUUCCAAGUGGUAUUUAAGUCUGGAUCAAAAUAGGAUCAUAUGUUUCCAAGACCUGUUAGACACAUUCAUAAAACACUAUAAAUACAACAUGGACAUGGCACCUCACAGAAGACAGUUGCAAAGCAUGUUCCAGCAUGACAAAGAGUCCUUCAAGGAAUAUGCUCAGAGAUGGAGGGAACUGGCUUCUCAAGUUGAACCACCUCUUGCUGAGAAGGAAUUGGCCGAACUAUUUAUCGAUACAACCCAACCCCAAUUCUAUCAGAAGAUGGUUGGAAGUGCUUCCUUGGGAUUCUCCGAGCUUGUUGCUAUAGGGGCUCGUGUCGAAUAUAGUUUAAGAAAUGGCAAACUUGCGGCUGUAAAUGGAACUUCAAAUGCUAAUCCAAAGAAGUUCUCUGGAGGGUUUCCCAGAAAGAAAGAAGGGGAAACAAAUGUUGUGAUUGUUGGCCAAGGAAGAGCCCCUCCAAGAAGGAGACCACAACAAUAUUCGCAGCAACAAUAUGUUCAACCACCCUUUCCCUAUAGCAGCCCAUUUCAACAACGUGUUGCGGUUCCUCCAACUUAUGAACAAGCACCAGUAGCUCCUGUCUAUCAACAACCGAGAGCUCAAGCUCCAAGAUAUGGGACCGAAUGUGAAGAACAAUCCUCUUCCUCCCCUGGAGAUCCCGCAGUGGACGCCAUUGAAGAUGCCUCUGCUGGUGUUAUGGUUGAGAAGGUGGAGGAUGUCAAGACUCCUUUGGCAAUGUUCCAUGCCCGGUUGGUGGAAUCUGGCCUGAUUAAUGAUAGUCAUGAAAAUUGUGAAGAGUGUGCCACAUACCCAAGGGGGUGUCAGGUGGUACGAGAUAACAUUCAAGACUUGAUGAAUAAAGGAGUGCUUCAGAUAUCUAGCGUUACGAAGAAUGAAGAUGCGUUGGUGAUUGAACCUUGCUUCAAUUUACCCGAACCAGUUGAGAUCCCAUAUUACAGUGGUGGAGUGGUUCCGACGAAUAGUCAUCUGUUGCCUGCUGAGAUAUGUAUGCCCAUGCCUUUUCCAUAUGAGAGCACCAAGGUUGUGCCUUGGAAAUAUGAGAUUACCGCUAUGGACAAGGUUGCUGAAGGAAGUGCGUACGUUGAAGUUACAGAAGCUGUGAGUGAGGAUGUCACCAAUACUGCAGGAAUGAACAGAAUGACCCGUAGAGGUCGAAUCUAUACGCCUGAAUUCAAUGUGACUCCUCAAGGGCCGACCAAGGAACCUACAGUUGCAACUCCCAGUAAAGAACCCGAAGUGGUCCAAUUUGAAGAUGUUGUUGAAUUCUUGAAGUUGAUCAAGAGAAGUGACUACAAAGUGGUGGAUCAGUUGCAUCAAACACCAUCUAAGAUCUCUAUUUUGUCUCUGCUAUUGAACUCCUAA